Geodia barretti is the source of this 6137-nucleotide messenger RNA. The record is from the annotation of a GenBank genome assembly. Lineage: Eukaryota; Metazoa; Porifera; Demospongiae; Tetractinellida; Geodiidae.
GCGUGGCUGAAAUCUAUGACCUUUGCACUCUAGCGGACGUCGUGCGGAUCCGAAUGCGGUCUGUCGCUGAGGAUCUUCGGCUUUGCUCGCGGCUUUGCUUUUGUCUUUAGGUUUUCCCUGGGCAGGUCACAGGAGCGCUGGAGCGCCCCUGGAAGGAGGCCAGAGCUCUAUCGUGGCUGGCAGUCUAACCAUGGACGACUUGUGUGAGUGCGUGUGCGAGUAUAUCUGGGCCAUGCGCCGAGUCCUAGCAGCAAUGCACACCCAGACGCAGUGCACUGAUAUAGAAUGCUUCACUGAACACCCAGGCUAUGAGCCAGGGAGUGGAGAAGAUGACAGUGGGUCGGGAGGACUGACACACGCUAUGCUGGUUGUCCUUCUCUGGGUUAUCAUUGCCGUGGUCCUCUUCUUAUUCAGACCCAGAAGUCUUCGCGGCUCACCCAAUGGCAAACCGCCACUCAGGGACAAUGGAGAAAUGCCUGGUAUUCUCAAAACACACGAGGUGGAAGAUGAGGAGCGAUGCGAGGGAGAGAGAGAGAGCGGAGAGGGAGUGACUGAACAGAAGAACGAGACAGCAGGACGCAUCUCUAACAGGGGAGGGAAGGGAGAGGAGGAGAGGGGAGAGGAGAGAGAGGGCUCCUCUACCACGUGCAGCACUCCGGACGCUGCCGAUCUAGACAAUUCCUCCAGCACCAUGGCCAGUACGGAGGGAGAUAGCGACUCCAAGAACGGCGACAGUCCCCCCAGUAGUCUGGGCAACCCGUUGCCCGAUGGGUCGGACCGAACUCAACGGGACGGUGGCAAUCAGUCGGGAGGGACCAAGGGGAGUGCGUCAGGGGGUGGUUUGGGGAAGACGUCGCUGCCACUGAGCUGUGAGAUAUCCACUGUCGUCCUCCGUCUCGCUCUGCCUGGUGUCUCCUCACCUGUGGAGGUUGUGAUGUCGACGAGGGACACGGUCCACGACCUCUCCCAGCUGCUACUGGAGAGACCGGAGAGCUGCUAUCGAACGUGCACCUCUGCCUGGCACCGCAAGAGGAGACUUGACGACUUCUCUGAGCUGGGGAUGGUGGAGGAGCUUCAGGGUGGCGACCUGGUGGAGCUUAUGGAAGAGCCGUACACCCAGAAGGACAUCCGCAUCCAUCUCCAGCGACUCCGAGAGCUCCUCACCGUCUCCCCGUUCCAGCAGUCUCUCACCAACGCCGACGGAAUGACUCUCUCCCUCCUCUCUGCCAUCACUCUCAGGGACCCCUGAAGGUCAACUACUCCACUACUUUCCCUUUCACUUUCAUUGAUCACGUUUUCUAGAAGAAAAUGCUGUCGAAUCGUCCCGCAUGUGUGGCACAGUAAAACCUAAGCAUUCACAAAAAAACUUUCCUGAUUUGUAAAUUUUGCGUAUUCUAGGUGAACUACUGUGUAGCAAAAAAAUUAAUUGUGUAAAAAAAUAUUUUGUGAAUGCAGUCACACAGUGUAUGGUGUGCAAAAUGGUCAGAAAAUAAUUACUUUCGUACAUUUGCAAAUUGUUGGAUAGCAUGAUCUCUACCAACUUCAUUUGUCUUCUAUUGAUGAUGUCGUUGUGAUGUCGUUCAUUGUUGCAGAGAUAGGUACACGUCCCCGAGACGACUUUGUGGACCUGUCCCAAUUGGAGCCCCCCUCGUACUGUCUCCCUAGAGAUGGGACCACGCCCCUUUCUGCCUUCUAUCCUUCCAGCCUUGAGGCACACUUCAAGGUUCAAGAGUGUAUCAAGUUGAUAUCUUACAGCCAGUGGAACCCUCCUCCCAGCCACCGCAGGAUGAAAGGUGACCUACUCUAUCUGGACGUGGUGACACUGGAAGGGGCAGAGCAUUACAUCACGGCCUGUCCCUCCGGAUUCUUCCUCAACCGCUCCACCGCCCGAGACACCUUUGACCCCGCCCCCAAGAAAACCUCCCACCAUCACAAACAUCUAGUGGGACUCCUCUCUGCCAUCAGCCCACUCUUCAAGAAGAACUUUGCACUCCUGCAAAAGUUCGGGGAGAAGAGGCAUCCGUACGAGCUCCUCCCCACCUCCUAUCCUCUCUACCCCUGGCUGGCGCCCAGACCUGAACACAAACCUUCUCCGUUCAGACUCAGCGACGGCAUGCAGCUGAAAGCGGCCCCGGACGAGGUGAUAAUGGGUCAAAUGAGAGAUUGGAACGAGGAACUGCAGUCAGCCCGGGAGCUGCCCACCGACACGCCACAACUCAAACUGUUCAGAGACAGAACCAUCUAUAAAAUCCACUGUGACCUGGUCCAGGUGGCCACCAGAGGAGCAAUGCUGUCAGUGGACGGUUUCAUCCCCGCCCUCAACCCCGGAGACCAGGAGAAGUUCCGCAUGUUCCUAUGGAACAACCUGUUCUUCAGUCUGGCGUUUGAUGGUAGAGAUCACUACAAAGCAUAUGGAGGAGACGAGGCUGCCCACGCCGCUGCUUCAGGAGACCUCCAUGGGGUGGAGAUGUUUGAACGACUCGAGACCAAAGACCUCUACACUCUGCAGACAGUAAUAGUCGACUACCGAGGAUAUAGAGUCGUCUGCCAGUCCAUAGUCCCAGGUCUGUUGUGGAGAGAGCAGGAAGCUGCCGUGAUGUACGGCUCCAUUGACGGAGGCAAGACCAUUGCAGCUGACCCGACUUUCUCAGAACUGCUAUCUAAUGCAGCUUCAGAUCUUCACAUAAGACCACACAAGUUGAAGACUGAGGCUGGGGGAGUCGUCGAGCUACCGUCUUCACUGGAGGUCAAGGGGAUUCUGGGGACCGACAGCAGACGAUAUGCUCUGGACCUUUUCAGAAUUUUCCCUCCCGACCCCAACUACACUCCUCUGGAGGAGGAGGAAGAAGAGGAGGAGGAGGGAGAGGGAGGAGAGGGGAGAGAGGGGGAGGGAAAGAAGGGAUUUAGACACAAGUUGGCUGUCUUUAGACCAGAGCUAUUGGAAACCUUUCUACAAUAUCGCUACCUGCUGUUCCUGAAGCUGGCCAAGGAGAAGGCAUGCAAGCUGCAGGUCAUCAAGGAUCUUCACCAGGUACUGCAGCACCAGGAGAAGGACAGUAGAGGCGAUGAGAAGACAGCUCCCAAGUCAGACUCUCAAACAUCCGCUGCAGAACCCACGUCAACUUCAGCAGCUCCCUCCUCAUCUUCCUCCGCUGUGCCCACCUCCUGUUCCUCUCCCUCGUCCCCGGACGUCGUGGCGACUGGUACGGAAUCGGGACAGACCACAACUGGAUUGGAAUCGGGACAGACAACCGAGGCAGGCGGUAGUGAAGCUGCUACUGCGACCGUGGCGACCGGUGGGAAGUGCCCCUUUACUAACGAGGUGGCCAGUCCCGAUUCCAGGUCGUCUGGAACUGAUUCCAGUCUGUCCAGUUUGGGUUCCAGUCCAGGAACAUGGCGGCUGGCUGACACUUCUCUCUCCAGACUAAGCAAAGGAGGUGGUGUGGGUGUUGGGAGAGCUAACAUGAGCAUACUGACAGCCCUGGGGGGAGGAGGGGAGGAAGGGGAGGGUGUGACGAGGGAUGUGGGGACAAAGACGGAGGGAGAGGGAGAGGGGAAGAAGGAGGAAGUCUCAGCCGUGUCGCUCAACAGCUCCGCAAGUGGUGAGGUGUUACUGGUGGAUGGACUGCAACUGUUGGUGGAGGAAAAGGAGGUGGGGCCAGAGGUGCUGCCCGGAGCCGAACUUCUCCCGACCUCUGACCCCAGUGACCCCAGUGACCCCAAUCUCGAGAAGGGAUUGAGCACCUCUGAGAUACUGAAAUCUCACCCAGAGGUGAUGUCGGCUCUAAGAGAUGCGGCUCUGGAGGCGGGGUCAGUGGAGGGGGAGGAGUUUGACAUCAGGUUCAACGUCGACGCCCUCUCUCCUGGAGUCACCCACGCCGACCCUCCCGAGGUGUUGGAGAGAGAUCGCAAGCUGCUGAGAGAGACGGCGGCAUUCCUCACGGAUGUGGUGAUCCCUCGCAUGGUGCGGGAGUGUGUCCAGCUCACCUUGGUCCCCACUGACGGAGAGUCGCUCAAGACGGCCAUGCACGCCCGCGGCAUCAACAUGCGCUACCUCGGUCGCAUCGCCACACUCGCUUCUUCCCGCGAGGACCUGGAACACUUGAAGAGGCUGGGUGUGAGUGAGAUGGUAGUCAGAGUGGCCAAAAGAAGGCUCAGGAGACUUCUGCAGGAAGCACCGUAUGAGAAGGUGUCAGAGGCCAUUGCCCACUUCCUGAACUGCUUCCUGGGCCACACGACGGAGACAAGAGGAGGAGGAGGAGGAGGAGGAGGGAGGGGUCAGGUGGAAGAGACGGCGGCAGUCACGGUCAAUGGCCACUCAUCCAGCUCCGGCAAAAAGAAACAGAAGAAGAAGAGGAAUUCAAAAGGACAAGCUUCUUUGGAGUCGGCUCACCUGAGGCUGAGUCCAGCCAACCUCUGGUCUCAUAUCGUGGAGGAGGUGGAGGACUACUACAAGUAUACCAUUCAACAGUCCAGUGCAGUUGAGCUGUGUUCAUCAUUGGAGUCCAGAGAGUUGUGUGGUUGGGAGAGCUCUGCAGGAAGACUGGUGUACAGAUGGUGGCCCUGGACUACGACUUCACUUCGAGAGCGCCGUUCACAGAGGACGAUAUUGCCAGCCUCUACCCCAUUGUCAAACAGACCAACUUCAGAUCAACCGAGUGCGCCAUCAUGUAUGAACUGGCCCAGACUAAGUUCUCUGCAGGGAGUUUCAGAACAGCUCACGAUCUGUACAUGGAGGCGCUGCAGAUGUUUAUUCAGAUCUACGGACCUCUCCAUAUCACUGUUGCCAACUGCUACAGACAAGUGGCCAAGAUCAACUACAUGGUAGGUGAGGUGGGAGUUGCCCUGAGCUUCCAGCACAAGGCGGUUCUGGUGUACGAGAGGGUUCUGGGAGUGGAUCACCCCGAGACCCUUACCUCCUACAUCAACCUGGCCAUCUACUGCCACAACACGGACCAGACCUCUGUGGCUCUCAGACUCAUGUACAGGGCUCGCUACCUACUCAUUGUGAUGUGUGGGGAGGACCACCCGGAGGUGGCUACGUGUGACUGCAACAUUGCCCUCAUGUUACACGUGUUCAAACAAUACGAGAGCUCCCUAAAGUUCCUGGAGAACUCUCUCCGAGUCUUUGAGAAGUAUCAUGGGAAGCAGUCUCUGCAGGCAGCCCUGACUCACCAUCUUAUGGCUCGGGUCCAGUCAUUUCUGGGAGACUUCAGAGCUGCGUUGCAGAAUGAGAAAUCCACCUACAGCAUCUACAACAGCAAGUUCGGCAGUGAUAAUGAGAGGACUAAAGAGAGCUCAGAUUGUCUCAAAGAACUGACCCAGAAGGCUGUCACCAUGCAGAAGACGAUCAAUGAGAUGACAGGGAAGUGUAAAGGGUCAGGUGGAGGGAAAGUACUGGUGGAGUUGCCAGGGUCAUGGGGAGACGUGGCCAGUAUGAUUAAUGCUCCCGAACCCAGCGCCCGACAUCCACCGCGACAGAAACCAACCAUCACCAAAACUCAGCUCAUUCGAAGACGCAACAAAUCAUCCAAGCAGCAGCAGCAGCAGCAAGCAUCACAGACCACCAAACCAACUGACAAGCAGCCAGUCACAACUUCCUCUCUGUCGUCCUCACAACAAGACUGAGAGAGAUCACUGGUGUGACACAGUCAGGGAAACUGGAGGAGGGUGGGAGGGGGGAAUUUUCAGUUCAGCACUCAUAGAGACACAAACUUUAUUUAUUAGGGUCAUUGCUGAGCGUUUCAUCUAACAUGCUAUAAUGAAAGUUUAUUUGCAAUAGAAAAUAAUCGUAAUUAUCUGGCAAUAAUGAUGGAGACAGUUUUUGAAACGUGAAUUAUUACAUUAGGAAGCUAAUCUUUGUAGUAUUCUGGUGAUAAUGAUUGAAGUGAUAUGUUGUGUUUUAGCUGGUGGCCCACCCAGUAGGUAUGAAGAGUGCUGGUCAUUAGCCCGUCCUUUUCCUCCGCUUCUCCCCGCUGCCUGAUGAUGAGCGUAGCGAAGGUUGACGAAGGAGACGGUACGAACCGCGCCGCCAGCUCGCAGAUGCACUGCUCGUGCAGACCCAGAUAGUCGUUUCGUAGGCUGGCCGGUAGAAACGAGAAAUCUAGCAGGUUCUUGGAGAAAUCUUUGCCGCCGUG